UAUAAUAGGCCUAUGGUUUGUGUGUUGUGAUUCAUUGUGUUUUGUUGUUAACGUGACUAAUUAUGGUUAUUAAGUUGUGUAACUAAAUUUUUACUGGUUUUGAAGGCAAUGGCAGACGCUAAAGAUUAUCUACAUGUUUACAAAAAGUUUUUUGAAGAUUUUGCAGCCAGUAUUGAACCUUACGAUCAACUUCCUGUAAAAGUCGCAGGUUAUUAUAUUCGUGAGUCAGAGGUGACAGGGGAAGUUGUCGAUUGGACUUUGCAAUAUCUGUCUCAAAAGAAAUGCCCUCCUUCUUUGGUGACGCCUUUGAUAAAAAUUGUUGUUGAUGAAGUUAAAGUGGCAUGUGCCAAAAAUCCAGCUGAUUGCGGUUUUGUUGCACAUGAAAACGUGUACCAGCCCCUGAGACUGAUGCACGCGGUCAUGGCGAAGGCCAACGAGGUGUGCCUCCGCUACAAGGACAACGGGCGGCUGCACUCGCUGCCAGAGCCGGCGUCCAAGUCGCACAUAUCCUGCUGCGCCAUCAAGAACUCUCGUCGCCGCAUGGAGGACAGACACGUCGUCAUCGAAGACUUCCACGGUCUCUUUGGUGUCGAGGGCUGCGGGCCGGCCAGCUACUUCGCGGUGUUCGACGGGCAUGCUGGCGUCGACGCUGCCUCCUACAGCGUGAGCCACCUGCACCAGUUCCUGGCCGAGAGCCACUUCUACCCGUCCGACCCGGAGCGCGCUCUCCGGGACGCCUUCCUCCGCACCGACGCCCUCUUCCUGGAGAAGUCCAACAGAGAGAACCUGCACAGCGGCACGACGGCCGUGUGCGCGCUGCUGGGGCCGGGCAAAGCGCUCCACGUGGCGUGGCUGGGCGACUCCCAGGCCCUGCUGGUGCGCCGGGGGCGGUCGGUCGGCCUCGUCAACCCCCACAAGCCGGACCGCGAGGACGAGCGCCAGCGGAUAGAAGGCAUGGGCGGCAGUGUUCUGUUCUGGGGGACGUGGAGAGUCAACGGCCAGCUGGCAGUGUCCAGAGCUAUAGGUGACCUGGAGUACAAACCCUACGUGACGGCCGAACCAGACGUCGUCUCGGUGCCGCUGGACGGGACCGAAGACUUUCUGAUCCUCGGGUGCGACGGCCUCUGGGACUUUGUGUCCGAGGAAGCCAUCGUCAGAGCGAUAUACGAGCAGCUGAAGAACUCCCCAGGAGACCUCGAGGCGGUGACCGAGAGCCUGGUGCAGCUGUCCAAGGAGCAGGGCUCGACGGACAACAUCAGCGUGAUCGUGGUGUUCCUGACCGACCCCGCCGCGCUGCUGGAUGACCGCCGCCUGAACGCAGCAGCCCGAGCCGCCAUGGACGCCCAGAAGACCGGCCUCCUGCUGGACCUGGAGGGCUGCGCGCGCGGGCAGAACGGCCCGGAGCGCCUCUUCCCCUCGCCGGGGACCAACGGCAAGCGGGAGCACGAGGACCACGCAGGCGGCUACGACGACUACGACGACGACGAUGACCUGGGCCCGGAGACUGACGUGGACGCGGUCGACGACGUGCUGCUGUCGCCGGCCAUUGCCGCCGCCAAGAAGCUGCUGGUCGAGAAGCGGGGAGGAGGAGUCGGGGACGAGGGGGAGGCCGCGCCUCGCGGGGACACGCCCACCCCGCCCGCAGACCGAGUUGCUAACGUGAGCCGAGAAGCUGCGGAAGUCGACAAUGCUGGAGAGAGCGGGGAAGAUUCGGAGGACGAGUGGAAUUACUUUGCUGUAGAGCCGAAGAAGAAGCCCACUUCAGAAACAAUCUCGCUUUCGCAAGAAAAAACUACCGAUUGCGACAUCUCUGAAGUGGAGAGACAAAAAAUUUUGGAUAUGGAGUCCAGGUUGAACCCGAAUGCAGCAGAAUUUGUUCCCUCGCCUACACACGCUGUUCCACUUUUGGAAGAGUGUCUGUUGGCAUGUUCUCCGAGGAAAGAUGAGAAACGAGAAAUAGCAGCAGUGCCAACUGAACAGGAGUUUGAUAAAGAAGCAAGAAAAUGCCCUGGUCAAGAAAUUGAACUCCUCGAAAAUCACGUUGAUUUACUUGAAGGUGCUGUCGUAAAACCUAGGUUUGGUGACGAUGUAAGUUCCAAUUUAAGUGAUCUGAAACCUGUAGAUUUGCAGACCCCAGAUUUCUACAGCAAUUCUGUGCAGACUAAAAAUCCAUUUGGAGAUGAAUUGAUUAGUGGAGUUAAUGAAAAGGAAUCUCCUGUUCAGAGUGAUGUCUCCAAGGCCUUCAGAUUUGAUUCUGAAAAUGAGCUACUCAAGAACUCUGAACCUGUGUCUUUUGAACUGAAGAAAGAGAUUUGCCCUGAAAUGGAACCUGAACCAGAGAGGGUCUGUUUGGACACAAUGGUGGAUGACAUUGCACAAAAUGGUCUCUCUCCUACCACUUCUCCAGACGUGUCUGAAACUUCUCAUGGCGAUGAGAAAAUUGAAUACGAACCAUUCAUUGCAAUUUGCCCACCAAAGCCAGAAGAUUUGACUGGUGGUUUAGAUUAUAUCCCAGAACAAAUGUUGGAGUCCUACGUUGCACAAAUAAAUGCAGAGAUUAAAGAAUCGGCAGAAGCAGUUCUCUCAUCGUGUACUACUUUGCCAGACACAACAGGUUUAGAUGAAACUGGAGGUUCGCUCAGUCCUUUGGAAACUGAUGCAGUUGAGACAAAGCCUGACAGCACUUCUGAUAAACAUUUGUUUGAAUGUGAUCCUGAUAUAGUACCAGUCCUUGUAGAUAGUACUACUUUGUCUGAAAGUGCUACAGACAGUAGCCCUGUUAAUGACUUGGAGACUAGUAGUCCCUUGAACAAGCUUAUUGAAGAUCCCAGUCCACUUUCUGAGCAUAGUGAAUCUUACAAACUGUUGCAGGAACCAUCAGAUGUUGGCCACCUUGAAAAAACAGAAUCCCAGCAUCCUAUGCAAGAGCACAACGAUUCAAUGACUGCGUCACACAAAUUUUUUGGAGAUGAUGCUCCCUUCCAUGGGUUUACUGAAAGUGAAAUUCUGCAAGAACACAUGGACAAUGUCUCCUUGUUGCAGAAAAAUGCUGAAAACAAAAUUCUUUCAAAUAAUUUUGGUAAUGUUGGUCGUUUGCAAGACCAGUCUGAAGUGGAAAUUGUUUUCCAUGGCAGAGUGGAAGGUGGGAUUCAGUCACACGACCGCAUUGAAGAUUCUCUACUGUCGCACGACCGCAUUGAAGAUUCUGUUCUGUCGCAUGACCGCAUUGAAGAUUCUGUACUGUCGCACGACCGCAUUGAAGAUUCUCUACUGUCGCACGACCGCAUUGAAGAUUCUCUGCUGUCGCACGACCGCAUUGAAGAUUCUCUGCUGUCGCACGGCCACAUUGAAGAUUCUCUGCUGUCGCACGGCCACAUUGAAGAUGCUCUCCAGGCACACGGCCGCAUUGAAGAUGCUCUCCAGUCUCACGACCGCAUUGAAGAUGCUCUCCAGUCUCACGACCGCAUUGAAGAUGCUCUCCAGUCUCACGACCGCAUUGAAGAUGCUCUCCAGUCUCACGACCGCAUUGAAGAUGCUCUCCAGUCUCACGACCGCAUUGAAGAUGCUCUCCAGUCUCACGACCGCAUUGAAGAUGCUCUCCAGUCGCACGACCGCAUUGAAGAUGCCCCCCAGUCGCACGACCGCAUUGAAGAUGCUUUCCAUCAGCAAAAUCUCACUGAGCUGAUUAGUUCUACUCAAGGAAAACUUGAUGAUCUGGCAGAUUUUGACUUUGAUAAGGCCUUGCGUUGUGAAGUUAAUGAUACUUUAGAUAUUGUUUCGUCUACAUCUCCAUUUGAUCAAGACUUUCUGCAGAAAACUAAAAGUGAAGCCUUAACUAAUCCAUCUCUGGUUGAGUCAUCUGCAACAGAUUUCCACAUCAAAGAUGUUUCCAGUUCUCCAUUUGAUUUAUCUGUAAAACAAUCAGAACUAUCAGUUGAUAGCACAGUGACUAACAAACCAGAACCAGAAGUUCUGGGAGCGUCCACAAAAGUUCAAGAUUCAGCUAGUGCUCCAGAAUUGAUUUUGGGAGAAAGCGAAAGUUCAAAAUUUGCUGCAGAAUCUUUGGAAAAAGAAUUGAAAGAUGACAAAGAUGUAAAUUCAGUACAUGUUUCAAAGGGUGAGUUUGAACCAUCUUCUCAGACUUCAGUAGUAGUCGAACCAGAAACUACAGUUUUGCCUAAAUUUGAAACUGAAGUUACAACUGAAACUGUUGAGAAUCUGAUAGCAUCUCCAAAUAAGGAAAGUGAUGAAAUAUCACUUAUACCGGAGCCCAGAGUUGAUGAAUCUGCUGAUAAAACAUCAGUGUCUGAUGUUGCAUCUGCUGCAGCAGUUGUUACUGCAGCUGCUGUAACAGCUGGGGCAGUGCUGGCAACAAAGACUGACACAAAGGGACCUACACCUGUCAAGGCACCAGCGACCUCGAAAACCAAGAAGACUUUAACAGAUAAAACAAAGUCUCCUGUGACUCAGAAAUCACUUACUUCCCAGAAGACUGUUGCUGCAAGUCCAAGAGUAGCAUCGAACACAGCAGCGAGCAAAUCUCCUUUGAAACCAUCUCUCUCUCCAACAAAGACAACUACAGCAGUAAAAAAGACUGCCACACCUACUAGACCAAAGUCUGCUGUGGCUACUGUCACCGUUACUUCUUCCAAUCUCACAUCCACAACCACAUUAUCACCAUCUAAGACUAGACCUUUGUCGGCAAGACCGUCUCCUGGGUCAGUCAAGUCUUCUCCACCCCUCAAACCUUCCGCACCGAUCCCGAAAGCUCGGCCUUUGUCUGCUGUUACCAAAGCGUCGGCGGCAGAAAAGAAACCUGCACCAAUGACUAAUGGUAUCGCAGCCAAGGUCCCUGUUAAAGAGCAUGUGAUUAUCAAGCGAACCACUGCUUCUGCGAAGACACUGAGGCCGGCACCAUCGACUGCGACGGCCCCUAGGCAGUCCAUCAGCAGGUCUACCACUGCAAAGACCACCACCUCCUCCACCACCACCACCACCACAUCCACCGGAAUGGUAGCAAAGCCAAAGACCUCGGCAACAAGCGUGGCAGGUGUUACAAAACCUCCAGCACGGGCCCCUGUCUCCACUGUAACACAGAAGCAGGUGAAGGAAACUGCUAACAAACAGAUCUCUUCGGCACGGCCGAGUUCUACCAUUUCUGCCGGCCGCACGUCUUCGACCACCACCACUUCUCGCAGGAUGACUGCAGGCGGUACGAGAACGACCACUACCACCAUGACCACCACGUCUCCAAAAUCGAAUCUAGGAAGCAAGGUAACCACGAAAAAGACGACCAUUACGUCUCGCACCACGGCACCGGCAAAGUCGAAAUCGCAACCAAUUGAGAACAACGAAGAAAUUACGACCACAAUGAUAUCGACUGAAAUGAAGGUUGAUCCAAUCGAAACUACCAAAUCCACUUUGUUAGAAUGAUAAAACUCGAGACUGAAUGUGCAUGUUUCAUACUAUGGCAACAGUUGCUUGGCUGCUAUGUGUACCGCAAAAGUUUAAAAUUUGACUUCAGUUCUCCUGAAUUAUUUCCUUGUAAAUAUGUUACUUUUUCAUAGCCUAAUUUGUGGGUGCUAUUUAUGAGCUAAGGUUGCAGCUUCUCAUUCUGACUGAACUGUUAAAAUAUUUGUCCAAAGACCUCACUUACGUAAUGGUAAUGCUUUAAAAAAAACCUGCCGUUUGCUAAGUGAUAAGGAAAGUUUGUGGUCUUGUAGCUUUUUAGUGUUCACAUCGUAUGUUUGCUUUUGAUGAAUGUUAGCAUGCAUUGACAUGGUUCUGCACUGUGUGUAUAGUUUACAAGUAUUGUGCAAGCCUUCUUUUAAUAUCUUAUAAGUGCUUUACAUGUUAUCACGUUUGUUGGUGCAGUUGGUGUAUGCUGAGGAAAGUCUAGACUGUCUCGUAGUUAUAUCUUGAAACUGUCAAAUGCCAUGUUACUAGGGCAUUUCACAAUUUUGCAUAAGAUAUAAUUACAUAAAUUGUGACAUUUAAGCCCUAAUUAAAGUUCUAAAAGUUAACUGCUUGUGAUGUAAUGUGUUAUGUAUGUAAUGUAUGUACGCUUGGUGGUGAUGCAGAAAUAUGUAUAAAUGUUUAAAGCUUGUUUUAUAGUACUCUGAAUAGCCAUUAUUUAUUAAGUGACUAAAGUUGUGUUUGUGCUAAUAAAAAAAGAUGGCCUUUGUUGGCCUAGGUUGAGAUAUUUGGGUUGUCAUCUGUGUGUCUUAACAUUCAUAGCAACAUUCAAUUUUAGGUACAUAGUUGUAUGUUUGAAAGUUAUCUAAUGGAUUACUAUUACUCAAAUGUUUACUUAAUAAGUGUAUGAUAUAUUUAUUCCCAGGUGUGGAGUGUUUUUGCAUUCAAAGUUACUAUGUAUGUAUGUAAUUCUUUGCAGGCACACUGUUAAAACAUACAGCAUCGCACCAAAAGUUGUGUUAACAAUAAUUUGCUAAUGGGAUUUUAUUUGUUGGAAGUUUAGUAUAGGCCUAACAGCCAAGUCGAAUAAGUCAGUAUUUUGUAAACACUUUUUGAAUGUACGUCAAAGUUGCCCCCACAUUUUUGUAUAAUUUAAGCUGAAUUGUGAUGGUGAAAAGUGUUGCAUUGUUUUGCUGAAAUUGUGAGAAUGUACAGUGAUAUCUUUAAUUUUAAAGUGGAAAUUUGAAUUUUUAAGACAUUGAAGCGCUUGGCAUGUUUGUCAUACAUUAUAUCAAGAACUCUAUAAUGCACAACAAUUAUUGGGUGCCAAGUGCCUUAUAUUAUGGAUUAGAAGUAAAGCAUUUAUAGCUAUCUUUAAUUUAUAUUUUAAUUUUUACAUAUUAGUUAUGGAGAGACUACUUAUUUGUGACUUGUAUUUAAAGAUAUCUUGUGUACAGCAUACUUUUUAUGGCUUUCUUGUAUCCAAAAAUAAAAAAAAAAACUUUUUUACGAAA
Bacillus rossius redtenbacheri is the source of this 6929-nucleotide messenger RNA. RefSeq lists its product as uncharacterized. Gene Ontology annotation, biological process: protein dephosphorylation; negative regulation of protein kinase activity. Gene Ontology annotation, molecular function: protein serine/threonine phosphatase activity; cation binding. The record is from RefSeq and is a predicted model, not a curated record. Bases 109 to 5433 code for a protein of 1774 amino acids. The transcript is spliced from 10 exons. Lineage: Eukaryota; Metazoa; Arthropoda; Insecta; Phasmatodea; Bacillidae.